AUGUCAGCAAGAACUAAUUUAAACAGAACAAACAACUUUGUGGAGCAAACUGUACCUAAUUUUACUGAUAAGGAAUUCCAAGAAAACUUUAGGCUCACUAGGGAGAGUUUUGAGUUUCUGUAUAAUAAUACAAAAGACUAUUUAAAAAGGCAAUGCGAAGUGAGUGGGAAAUCAACUAUUCACCCAAGAAAACAGUUAUUGGCGACAAUAUGGAUAUUAGUUACUCCAGAUAGCUACAGGUCAAUAGGAGGAAGAUUUGAUAUGUCUAAGUCGAGCCUUUUUGUGUGUUUUGAACGGGUGAUAAAUGCAUUAAACAGAAUUGCACCGGAAAUUAUAAAAUGGCCAACAAGAAAUGAAAGACAAAUAAUGGAAAGAGAGUUUUAUAAAUGUGGAAGAAUUUCUGGGUGUGUUGGUGCAGUCGAUGGGACUUAUAUUGCCAUUAAAGCACCAUCUGAAAAUGCAGAGGUUUACAUAAAUAGAAAAUGUUUUUAUGGAAUUACUCUUCAAGCUGUUUGCGCCUAUAAUAGAGAGUUUUUAGACACCUUUGUAGGUUAUCCAAGCAGUGUAAGUGACACUCGGAUAUUUAAACAUUCUGAUUUAUAUAAAGACAUUACAGCGAACGCUGCAAAUUUUUUGGAUGAAAAUCAAUUCAUUAUUGGAGAUAAAGCAUAUCCUUUUUGUAAUUGGUGCAUACCUUCAUAUAUCGACAGAGGAAAUUUAAACAGGUAUCAAAAAAAUUUUAACAAAAGUCAUGCUGAAACUAGGCAAGUAAUAGAAAGAGUUUUUGCUUUAUUGUUUGGGCGGUUUAGAAGGCUAAAAUAUUUAGANCAUACUUCCACUAUAUAA
Messenger RNA from Anoplophora glabripennis (Asian longhorned beetle), 846 nucleotides. RefSeq names its product putative nuclease HARBI1. The coding region runs from base 1 to 846 and encodes 281 amino acids. The transcript is spliced from 2 exons. NCBI's taxonomy places the organism in Eukaryota, Metazoa, Arthropoda, Insecta, Coleoptera, Cerambycidae. The record is from RefSeq and is a predicted model, not a curated record.